Messenger RNA from Stegastes partitus (bicolor damselfish), 902 nucleotides. It is a transcript of the gene cnpy1, whose product is annotated as canopy FGF signaling regulator 1. Gene Ontology annotation, cellular component: endoplasmic reticulum. The transcript is spliced from 6 exons. The record is from RefSeq and is a predicted model, not a curated record. Lineage: Eukaryota; Metazoa; Chordata; Actinopteri; Pomacentridae. Bases 211 to 771 code for a protein of 186 amino acids.
UAUAUUUUACUUUGAACGUCACGAGCGGAACGUUGCAAGUCAUAUCCAGUGGUGAGUGAAAGCUGCCACUUGAUGGGUCAGAUCAGAGAGCUGAGCAGAGAUAAGCAUGUACAUUCAAGUUGAUGACAGCUCACCACUUUAGUCAGAACUACGCUGUCAUUUGAGUCCGAACGACUCCACAUCCGCUGCUCUCCUCUGCAGGUAUUCAAUAUGGCCUCAUGGAUUAUUCAGAUGACUAUGAUGGUGCUAUCUGUCUUCAUCAGCGGCAGUCAGGGGAAAAGGAACAAGAUGCUCUACUGUUCUGCAUGCAAGGCAAUUGCAGAUGAGUUAAAUUACUCAAUCAGUCUGGUGGACCCAAAGAAAACCAUAAAUGUCGGCAGCUUUAGACUCAACCCAGACGGGACCAUGAAAGACAAAAAGGUCCCGUUCGCUCGCUCAGAGACUCACCUCAGUGAGCUCUUGGAUGGGGUGUGCAACAGUAUGAGUGACUACGCCCUCCAUGUGGACCCUGACACCCAGCACAAACAGUACAUAAGGUUCGCUCCCAGAGGCAGUGGGGACAACAGCAAUUUCCCGGACUUUAAAAACUUCCAGUUUGACGGACCUGAGGCAUCCGACGCCCUGAAAUUUGCAUGUGAAACCGUGGUGGAGGAGCUGGAGGAUGACAUCAUCUCUGUGUUCAGCCAGAACGUCGAGAAUGUGCACGAGGAGUUAUGCAACAGAGUCUCAGACUACUGUAAAGACGGCACUCACAUAAACGAAGAGUUAUAGUGUUGUUUUGUACUUUCAGCGGAUGAAGGAGGGACCAGCUUUAUUCCAGAGAUGCUGAAAAAUAGACCUUCAAUAAAAUCAUUUUUGAUAAAUAAUUUUAAUAAAUAAAGAAACUAAUCUUGAGAAACUGA